Molecule: messenger RNA, 2451 nt
Organism: Daphnia magna
Lineage: Eukaryota; Metazoa; Arthropoda; Branchiopoda; Diplostraca; Daphniidae
Gene: Vmat
Product: synaptic vesicular amine transporter
Exons: 17
Coding region: 341-1840 (499 amino acids)
Biological process (GO): xenobiotic transport; aminergic neurotransmitter loading into synaptic vesicle; transmembrane transport
Cellular component (GO): synaptic vesicle membrane; terminal bouton
Molecular function (GO): xenobiotic transmembrane transporter activity; serotonin:sodium:chloride symporter activity
Source: RefSeq, a predicted model, not a curated record
CGCAUAGUCAAUAGCUUAGAAGAGUCUUUCUCUUCCCGCCCUUUCUUGCCAUAGCUUUAUAGCAAUCUAGCUCGUCUUGCUCCCUCCUCGACAUUCUAUCCAGUGGUGACUCCUUGGACGGGCGUAGUCAUCAGUUGAGCUCGGCAGACGAUUGCUGGACAAUCUGUUUCGUUUCACACAUCCAUUCUUGCCGGCAAGGAUCUACAUCUGCCUAUCCUAAUUGUGGGCUAAAUCUAGUCAGUCAACAUCGAAAGUAGGUCCAGCAAUGACUUGACAGGUGCGCCUAUCCUGAAAACAAAAAUCAAGACCAGCAUCUUCACGGAGGCCGCUAACGUCCAACAUGGGGCUCCUCAGUGAGGAAUCGAUGGAAUUCCUGGAACAAUGCCGCCGUUCGCGCCGCUUGGUGCUCAUCAUCGUUGCCAUCGCCCUCCUGUUGGAUAACAUGCUACUUACCACUGUAGUUCCCAUCAUCCCAGAAUUUUUGUACGCCAUCCGCCAUCGUCACGAUCCCGUCAACAACGUGUCCGUAGUCACCGAGGUAACAGAACCUUUUUCAAUCUACACCACAAGCACGGUGCCCGGCUUGUUUGAGAACGGAGCCUACGAAGAUCCUGGAACAAAUGUCACUUCUCGCUGCCUCCCUGAUAAAGCUAAACGUGAUCGUGACUUCGAGUACAAAUACAUGGCCAAGCACAACGAGCUCAUCCAGGAGAAUGUCGAAGUUGGAAUCAUGUUCGCAUCGAAAGCUUUCAUCCAGCUGCUAACGAAUCCGUUCGUCGGUCCGCUGACCAAUAGGAUUGGCUACAGCAUCCCUAUGUUUGCCGGCUUUGUCAUCAUGUUCGUAUCAACAAUCAUAUUCGCAUUCGGGAGAAAUUACACGGUCCUAUUCAUUGCUCGAGCGCUUCAAGGCGUUGGAUCUUCUUGUUCCAGUGUUUCUGGAAUGGGUAUGUUGGCUGCUUGUUACCCAAACGACGAGGAACGUGGCAACGCGAUGGGCAUUGCACUUGGAGGACUAGCUCUUGGCGUCUUAAUCGGGCCUCCUUUUGGUGGCAUUAUGUACCAGUUCGUUGGCAAAACGGCCCCGUUUCUUAUCUUGGCCUGUUUAGCGCUCGGCGAUGGAUUGUUACAAUUGCUUGUCCUUCAACCGGCAAUCGCCCAGCAAGAGGACGAACCACCGUCCGUCAAGGAACUGCUGAUGGAUCCCUACAUCCUCAUCGCAUCCGGAGCCAUCACAUUCGCUAACAUGGGCAUCGCCAUGCUAGAGCCAUCGCUACCGAUCUGGAUGAUGGACACUAUGUGCGCAGAAAAAUGGCAACUAGGUGUGGCUUUUCUACCAGCAUCGAUCGCUUACCUGAUAGGAACUAAUCUGUUCGGACCCCUCGGCCACAAAAUGGGCAGAUGGCUUGCGGCUUUGGUCGGUUUGGUGGUCAUAGGAAUAUGCCUCAUGCUGAUUCCGUUCGCGACUGACAUCGGAGAUCUCGUUUUGCCGAAUGCCGGCCUCGGUUUCGCUAUUGGUAUGGUUGACUCAUCCAUGAUGCCUCAAUUGGGAUACCUAGUCGACAUCCGUCACGCAGCCGUCUACGGUUCCGUCUACGCUAUCGGAGACGUGGCCUUCUGUCUUGGCUUUGCUAUCGGCCCUGCUCUGAGUGGAACUCUUGUUCAGACCGUUGGAUUCGGCUGGAUGCUUUUCGGCAUUGCCAUCAUCAACUUCAUGUACGCUCCGCUAUUGUACUACUUGCGCAAUCCACCCACAAAAGAAGAACGCCAGUGUCUCGCCAUGGCGGAGAAAGCUACCAUCAGUUACAAGGCCUUUCAGAAAAUGGAAGAAGAAUAUCCGUAAGAAAGAGAACCCAAAUAAUGAGGAAAAGCGAGGAAGAUGGACCUCCUACGACGAACGAAAAUCAAAGAAAUGUAAAUGCCAAACGAAGAAUGAAAAGAAUGAUCACCACACCCAAGCGACCCAACGUCCAACCGCGUCUCAUUCAAUUUAAUUAAAAGCCAAAAUCCAAUAAGGUUGAUGGCAUAUCGGUUGACACCUGUCAUAAGAUCCGCUAUGGCUGAGCGGGUUUCUGCCGGCAGGGCGUUCCAUACCGAUUUGAUUUUUCUUUAGCAAUUUCGCUAACGUUGGCGCGCAGAUUUCAAAGGAUGACGCUGGGACGACUUAAUCAUGUGCGGUGAACUGGGCUCACAUCAAACCCAGAGAGAACCCUCUUUUUCUCAUAGGUUCAAAAAUUGCACAAUCGGGUGACAUUAUAAUAAAAACAACAUUUUUCAGUUUGAUUUGAGUUCUCUGAAAUUUGUUUCUGCUUUUCGCCGAGUGUUUUGCCGUGCUGCGUUUCCUCCGUGUACCGUGUGCUGUGUGUAUACUCUUGGAUCAUCAUUUAAUAUUUUUACUGUUUCUAUUUGUCGAUGGAGAUAUUGAUGUCAAAUGAAUGUCACACACCACCGUUA